AUGGAUCAAAUUACAUUUUUAAUAAUUUUAAUUUUAAACAUAUGCCAGUCUUAUAGUGGAUUGUCAAGACCCAAUAUUUUGAUUAUUGUGGUAGAUGAUCUCAGACCUACACUUGGUUGCUAUGGAAGUGAACAUCUGAUUACACCAAACAUUGACAACCUUGCAAGCAGAUCAGUUGUUUUUAAUAAAGCAUAUGUGCAGCAAGCCUUGUGUGGACCGAGUCGGACAUCCUUCUUGACAAGUCGUCGUCCUGACACUACCCGUCUCUAUGACUUUUAUUCCUACUGGAGAAAUGCUGCGGGAAACUUCACCACUCUUCCACAACACUUCAAAGAGAAUGGUUAUGUGGCGCAGUCAGUUGGCAAAGUCUUCCAUCCAGGUAUUGCGUCCAACUACACUGAUGACUAUCCCUACAGUUGGUCAUUCCCGGCCUAUCACCCACCCACAGAGCAAUAUAAGAUGGCCAAGGUUUGUCCAGACCCUGAUGGCAAGAAGUAUAUGAAUCUAGUCUGUCCGGUCAGUGUUUCUGAACAGCCAGGAGGAAGUUUGCCGGACAUACAGAUUACUCAGUUUGCCACACACUUCCUGAAAACAAUGUCAUCCAAUCGCAGCAGUCCUUUCUUUUUGGCUGUUGGCUAUCACAAACCUCAUAUUCCAUUGAAGUAUCCAAAAGAAUUUAUUGAUUUGUAUCCCCUGGAUGAAAUUAGUUUGGCUCGGCAUCACACCUACCCACUUGACCUGCCUCUUGUUGCUUGGAAUCCGUGGACUGAUCUUCGGCGACGCCAUGAUGUUGAGCAACUCAAUCUGACGUUUCCUUUUGGUCCAGUCACUGACAAGUUUCAACUGCUAAUUCGCCAGAGUUACUAUGCAGCAACCAGCUACAUGGAUAGUCAAGUCGGACUACUUUUAUCAGCACUGGAGAAAAACGGGUUUGCCAACAAUACUAUAGUGAUGUUUGUUGGAGACCAUGGUUGGUCCUUGGGAGAGCAUCAAGAAUGGUCUAAAUAUAGCAACUUCGAGGUCGCUGUGCGUGUUCCUCUAAUGUUUUACGUACCAGGUUUAACGUCACUAUACGCUGAUGACCUCUUUAAAUAUACCAAUCCGCUUUAUUCGAAGAGAAAUAAGUUACAAACAAGAAGAAGUGAUUCACUCGGUCAAGAAUUAUAUUCCUUAUGGUUCCAUCAAAAUAUUUCCAGUCUGAAGGAAGAAUAUAAAGACUUAUCAUAUCCGACGUCCAAAGAAGAACUGUCAAAGUUACAGUAUACUGAACAGUUUUCCAAGAGUAACAAACGAAAGAUCGUAACUAAAACUGGAGGCACACUAUUUUCUGAAGCCCUGGUUGAACUUGUUGAUAUAUUUUCAACAUUGUCUGAGCUCGCCGGACUAAAAGUCCCUCCCACCUGUCCAGUGGAUUCGCACAAAGUUCUCUUGUGUUCCGAAGGCACCAGUCUCGUACCAGUGCUCAAGAACAUUUCUGCACCUUACAGAGCAGACUCAUUUCACUGGAAGAAAGAGUCACUUCACUGGAAGAACGCAGUGUUCAGUCAGUAUCCUCGUCCAUCAGUAGAACCUAAAGCAAACAGCGAUAAACCACACUUGAAAGAUAUACGCAUCAUGGGUUAUUCCAUGAGGACUGACCAGUACAGAUACACUGAGUGGGUAGGCUUCGACCCCUCUGUGUUUCGGAUGGACUGGUCUAAACUGUUUGGGGUGGAAUUAUAUUUACAUGACAGUGAUCCUGCAGAAAUCAAUAAUGUAGCAUAUUUACCACGGUUUUCAGAACUAAGAAGUUUCCUGUCUGCAGGUUUACGUAAAGGAUGGAGACAUGCUUUACCAACUUGAAGCUGGUUGAAGGAAAGGAAUGUUUGUUUCCUGAGAACUAUUGAUGUUCCUAUUAAUCGAGUGGUUUGGCAUUGCUAGCUUGAGGGCAGGACAUAGCCCAGUGGUAAAGCGUCUGCCUGAUGCGUGGUCGGUCUAGGAUCGAUCCCAGUCAGUGGGCCAAUUGGGUUAUUUCUCAUUCUAGCGAGUACACAACUGGAAUACCAAAGGUUGUGGCAUGUGCUAUCCUGUCUGUGGGAUUGUGCAUAUAAAAGAUCCUAUGUCUGUAAUAAAGCUCAACCAAUUA
Messenger RNA from Gigantopelta aegis, 2125 nucleotides. Its product is annotated as iduronate 2-sulfatase-like. The coding region runs from base 1 to 1842 and encodes 613 amino acids. NCBI's taxonomy places the organism in Eukaryota, Metazoa, Mollusca, Gastropoda, Neomphalida, Peltospiridae. The record is from RefSeq and is a predicted model, not a curated record. The transcript is spliced from 8 exons. Gene Ontology annotation, molecular function: iduronate-2-sulfatase activity.